This is a messenger RNA of Cuscuta campestris, 1211 nucleotides long. NCBI's taxonomy places the organism in Eukaryota, Viridiplantae, Streptophyta, Magnoliopsida, Solanales, Convolvulaceae. The record is from the annotation of a GenBank genome assembly.
AUAAAGAAGAGGAGGCAAAAAAAGAUAGAUGGGCUCUCACAACUUUAAUAGGUCGUGGGUUGCACUCCCAGCACUUAUGGGGAGCAGUAUUCUUCAUGUUGCCGUCUUCAUCUUCACCAUCUCCAACAUGGUUGGAGCUUCUUCUUCUUCCUUGAAGCAGAGUGAUCAUCUGCCAUUGUUGAACCGUUCAUUAUCUCCCCUGUUCGUCUUUGGAGACUCCACCGUAGACCCCGGCAACAACAACUUCAUACUCACCAUCGCUAAAUGCAACUUCCCUCCUUACGGCCGCGACUUCCCCAACCACGUCCCCACCGGACGCUUUUCCAACGGCCGCCUUGUCACCGAUUUCAUCGCGUCGUAUAUCGGAGUGAAAGAGAACAUACCGCCAUAUUUGGACCAGAGUUUGAGCUUGGAAGAGUUAACCACCGGCGUGAGUUUUGCCUCCGGUGGCUCCGGAUAUGACCCUUUGACUUCUCCAUCAAUCGGAGGCGUGAUUACCAUAGAGAGGCAGCUUCAAUACUUUAGAGAGUUUAAAGCAAGGCUGGAAGAGGGCAUGGGGAAGGAGAGAAUGCAACGUGUGGUGAGCAACGCUGUGUUCUUGGUAAGCUCGGGCACUAAUGACCUCAACGCUUACUUUGGCACCCCGUCGCUACGGCGUCAACAGUACACACUCCCUGCUUACCGCCACUUCUUGCUGCACCUCGUUCAAAACUUUCUGCAGGGUUUAUUGGAAGAAGGAGCGCAACGCAUAGGAGUGGUUGGGCUACCGCCGAUUGGGUGUUUGCCGACGGUGAUCACUUGGGAUUCCCAAAGUCCAAUUUAUGAACGCAAAUGCCUCGACGCUUACUCUGCGGCUGCAAGAGAGUACAACCAGAUGCUCCAAGACAGAUUGAGAACCAUGCAACCUCGCUUCCGCAAAUUGGCCUACAUUGAAAUCUACAAACCCUUGGAAGACAUGGUACAAAAUCCUACAAAGUUUGGUUUUGACGAGGUGAAUAAAGGGUGUUGUGGCAGCGGCCUAUUUGAAUAUUCGGUUUUAUGCAAUCCAAAAUCCAUAGUUUGCUCAGAUGCAUCGAAAUAUUUGUUUUGGGACGCAGUCCAUCCAACUCAAGCCGCUUACUAUUACAUCUUCAACACAGCGCGUCCCACCAUUGAUUAUUUUUUUAAGACCUAAUGGCAGCGAAAGGCUCUAAUAAUAUAAUAUUCAUCGU